Messenger RNA from Oncorhynchus masou masou (cherry salmon), 5503 nucleotides. RefSeq lists its product as uncharacterized. Lineage: Eukaryota; Metazoa; Chordata; Actinopteri; Salmoniformes; Salmonidae. Gene Ontology annotation, molecular function: CD4 receptor binding; cytokine activity. Gene Ontology annotation, biological process: induction of positive chemotaxis; leukocyte chemotaxis. The record is from RefSeq and is a predicted model, not a curated record. The coding region runs from base 1170 to 5066 and encodes 1298 amino acids. The transcript has 7 exons.
GAGAAUAAACCAUGCUGCCUUCACAGCCUUGGCAGUCUGAAACAUCUAGAGGAAACAGAGGAAUACUGCUAACGAGACAGUGUUCAUGAAGGAGGAAUACUGCUAACGAGACAGUGUUCAUGAAGGAGGAAUACUGCUAACGAGACAGUGGUCAUGAAGGAGGAAUACUGCUAACGAGACAGUGGUCAUGAAGGAGGAAUACUGCUAACAAGACAGUGUUCAUGAAGGAGGAAUACUGCUAACGAGACAGUGUUCAUGAAGGAGGAAUACUGCUAACGAGACAGUGGUCAUGAAGGAGGAAUACUGCUAACGAGACAGUGGUCAUGAAGGAGGAAUACUGCUAACGAGACAGUGUUCAUGAAGGAGGAAUACUGCUAACGAGACAGUGGUCAUGAAGGAGGAAUACUGCUAACGAGACAGUGUUCAUGAAGGAGGAAUACUGCUAACGAGACAGUGUUCAUGAAGGAGGAAUAUUGCUGAGGAGACAGUGGUCAUGAAGGAAAGGAGACAAGGAAAGGAUGCUGUCAGGGACACAGCACACUGUAUAUGUAAAUGAAGGUGUGAUACUGAUGUCUCCACCGGUGGUGUGAUGCUGCUUUGUUCCCUCAGGAAGGAAGUCUCUCAGCUCACACUGCAGACGACAGAGCGGAACUGCUACAAGUCUGAGUGUUCUGAGGCUUGUGUGUGACCUCUCACCCAGGAAAAGUUCACUGCUGAGGACCUCUGUUUGACUACUGGAGCCGACACCACAGAGAGGAAUGGACAGAGAGGGAGGGAAGUAGAACUAACAAUCAUCUCUGAGUGUGUGGGAGACAGAAAUGUAGAGAAUCUUCAUGGAUGGAAUCUCAGACCUGUGGAUAUACAAGUGAGUGUCUGUUGAUAUCUGGAGCCCCAAACAUGAGAAGAUUGCAGUUCAACCAUUCUGACGUUUCUGUUGGGGCAGACAAACACCUUUCCUACCAGGCCUGUGCUGCUACCAGGCCUGUGCUGCUACCAUGCCUGUUCUGCUGUCGAAGACUUCUGUGAUGAUUUUGACCAGUGGUUAAACUCUGCAAAAAGGAUUACUGGGAUUCUUAAACUGUCACCUUUUACUACAUACUACGUUUGGAAUAAUUCAACUCGCACUGGACCCAUUCCCCAGUGAGGGGAAAUACACAACAGGCUCCACAAUGGCCACCGGACAGUUGAGACAGAAUGGUGGUGUGAGGGACGUGAUCCCAGAGGAUGGCAGUGACAGGGGAGGAAACUGUGGCAUUGCAGGGAAGUUGGCUGGAGACCGGGGCAGGACAGAGUGGAGAAGGCUAAACCUGCCCAAAAGGAGUAAGAGUUUAGACUGGAGUGGAAGGGGGGCUAGCCCUGGCGAGGGGCCCAGAACUGGGCUGCUGAGGUUUUCUGGGAACCUAGGGGGGUCCACACUUAAACGAGCAGAGAGUUUGGAGAGUAGGAGGGCAGGAGAGAGCAAUGUGUUGUCCAGGGUGAAGGCCUUUAACUCAGUUGGACCAGGGGAAGUGAUGAGCCCCGUUGGGGGGUCAGGGCGUUCUCUUGGUGAAGGGGUGUCCCCUGUGGGUCUAGCGUAUGUGGCUAUAUCUCUGGAGAGGGCCAGUGGGGGCCAGUCCCUCCCCACCAGGCUGAGUUCUAGUCCUGGUCCUGGGUCUGGAACCAGAAAACUAGACGGUGGAUCUCUUGGAUCCUCCAGGGGUCAGAGUAUCUGGGACCGGAUACAGAAGCUCUAUGGGACUACUGGAACUGAUAAAGCUACUAACAGAGAUGAGGAUGUGAAGGACUCAACCAGAACCAAGCGUCUCUCAGCACCGGUAGGAGACUGGUCUCUAUUGGAGAGGGAUGGGGGGGAUACAGCAGCCAAUCGCAGGAAGUCCACCACAGACUCUGUCUUUGUCUCCCCCCUCUCCUCCCCCUUUUCCUCCCCCCUCAGUGGAUUAUCCAGGGGGGAGAGGAACGGCCUGCUCUCACACACACCCCUAGUAGAACAGAACACCACACACACACCCCUGGUAGAACAGAACACCACACACACUACACACACACCACAGAGACAUCAGAAUAGUGCAGUCAAGGUGUCUGGUUUGAGCCCCCCACUGUCUCCAGUGUCAGGGUGUACCACACCCACACUCUCAUACAAACCCUCACACACACCCUUAGUGGAGGGGUCAUUAGUGUGCAUUAGGGACCCCUCACUAUCCCCUGCAUUAGGAGACAAACAGGAGAGAGGGAAAAAGGAGGUGACAAACACUGUGGGCAAAAAGAGUGGAAGUAGUGAAGACAGCGAAAAGGAGAGAGUAAGGGUGGGGAGCAUGGCUCAGGAAAAGGAGAAAGUAAGAGUGGGGAGCAUAGCUCAGGAAAAGGAGAGAGUAAGAGUGGGGAGCAUGGCUCAGGAAAAGGAGAGAGUAAGGGUGGGGAGCAUAGCUCAGGAAAAGGAGAAAGUAAGGGUGGGGAGCAUGGCUCAGGAAAAGGAGAGAGUAAGAGUGGGGAGCAUAGCUCAGGAAAAGGAGAGAGUAAGAGUGGGGAGCAUGGCUCAGGAAAAGGAGAGAGUAAGGGUGGGGAGCAUGGCUCAGGAAAAGGAGAGAGUAAGGGUGGGGAGCAUGGCUCAGGAAAAGGAGAAAGUAAGAGUGGGGAGCAUAGCUCAGGAAAAGGAGAAAUGGACUGAUGUCGAAGGAAAAGGACACAAGAAAAAGGAGGUUGAGAAGCGAGGGAGAGACAACUCUGAAGUCUUUCUCCCCCAGCACAGACUAUCAGUGACACCCACCAGGGACUCUCAGCCUAUCACAAUGUCCGGAGUAGGGGUCACCACAGGGUCAAACCCCCUCCUGACCAAUCAGCUUAAUGGGAAAACUGACACCUAUGACAGGAGCAAGACCCCUGGUAGAGGCGUGGCCAGGGAACAGAGCCUGUCAGAAGAUGUGUUUGAAGCCAACACCCCACAGAGGAUAACAUUACAGAACACAGAAAAUACCAAGUUACCUGGGAAACUGGUAGUGCCCUCUGCAGCCAGUGUGAGGAACAAGAUCCACCAGUUUGAAGCUCUGACACAGACAUCUCAGGUCCCAGUGCCCAGACGGACUUUCUCUGUCCCAGAGCAGCUCAGCGAGUCUGGAGAGGGGGUCAGGAAUAGUGGGUUGGAUAGACAGGUACGCGGGGUGGGGGGAGUAUGGGAGAGAGGGAGAGGAGGAAGAGAGGGAGGAAUUGUAAUUAUGGAUGGGAGGAGAGAACGAGGAGAAGGGGUAAGGAAGAGUGUGCCAGAUAAAGCACUUGGUGGAGGGAGAGGAGGUGAGGUAGUGAGAGAAGAGAGGAAGGCUGAUAGAGGGUGGGCGCUGAGGUCUAUGUCAGUGGAUGAGGUGAGGCUGGGGAGCAGGGAGAGAGGGGGAGUAGGGGAGAGAGGGAGAGUAGGGGAGAGCGGGGGAGUGGGGGAGAGCGGGGGAGUGGGGGAGAUAGGCAGAGUAGGUUAUAGAGGUUUAGUACGGGGAGUGGGGGAGAAUGCUGUUGGCUCUGGUACGUUUUCCAACCUCAAGGGUAAACUAGACAUCCCUCUGAAUGGCAAAACCACCAGAGACACUCUGAGAGACUUUUCCAUUGAUGAGCCAGACCUCCCCAAUCACACAGUCACACCCCAGGACUGGAGUAGGAGAGGCACCAACACAAAGACUACUACAGUCACUGCCAAGGAUACUUCAUCCUCCCAGAUGUCUAACUCUGUGAACAACUCCAAUGACGUUCUAGGCGGCCCUGACCAGUCUAGGAGGCCUCACAGUAGAGACUCACCUAACCUGCCAUCUCCAGUGAGCGAUGACGACAAGACACCCACCAACACCCCCCAGAACUCCCCCUUCCACCCCCAGAACACAUCUCCCACCUCCCCACACCUCCCCACUACUUCCCUGCAGCCUAAACACCAACAGGGUGUAGAUUCAGGCCUGGCUGACCUAAAGAACCCUCCAGUCUCCACACACACAGCCCAGGGUAGGGUCACUACUGACCCUGCUAUCCCAGUCUCACACUCUGGCCUGGGGAGGGAUUCCCUGUCCCUCCCCAGCAGCCUACCCCUCCUCCCCACUCUGGCUCGAUGGAACUCAGAGGAGGGGGGAUGGAGUGAUGAGGAUACUGAUGAUGAAGGUACAGAGAAGGACGAGGACUCCACCUACGACUCAGACUCUGCUGAAUCCUCGGUGACCGUCACCAGCGCCAUGAGCCAAUCACAUCGCAGGAGCUUCUCUCUCAGUCUGGCAGAGCUGUGUAACUUCGGAGAGGUGGACUAUGAUCCCCAGUCUUCCUCUGACAGUGAGGAGUGGCCGUCCAGCCGGUCAGCCAGCCGGUCAGCCAGCCUGUCGUCUGACGUGUCGGCAUUGUCCUGUGUGUCUGUCCUGGGCAGUGAUGAGCUGAACCGCCUGCUGGACGACGUAAAGGGCCUGGGGGACACAACGCUGCAGAACUAUGAGGAUGUCCAGGUGGUGGUUCUCCAUAAGGAUGUUGGUGUGGGACUGGGCUUCACCAUGGCAGGAGGAGUGGACCAGAACAAACCUGUCAUUGUCCAUAAGGUGUUCCCGGCAGGGGUGGCUGCUAAGGAGGGAUCCAUCCAGGAGGGAGACAAGGUCCUGUCAAUCAACGGCACAGCGCUGUGUGGCUCCUCCCACUGGGAGGUGCUGAGGACACUAAGGAGGGCACGGACUCAGGGCAUGGGCGUGGUUGUCUUGAGGAGAGGGGGGGUAACAGACCCCUGUAAGGGAAGAACAGUGACUGACAGUCGAGGAGGGACAGAGACAGAGCCUGCUAACACUGGUCAGAGGGUGUGUGUGAGGCUGGAGAAGCGCAGCAGAGACCUGGGCUUCAGUCUGGAGGGAGGAGUGGGUUCCAGCCUGGGAGACAAACCCCUCACCGUACAGAAACUCUUCCUGGGUGGUCCAGUGAACCAGGUGUCUCCAGGGGACGAGGUGAUGGAGAUCGAGGGUGUGAGCUUGGUGGGCCUGAGGAGGCUGGAGGCCUGGACCUUGAUCAGAACACUGCCCCCUGGGCCUGUGGAUGUGGUACUACACCGUCCUGACAAACCACAGUGACAGGAAGGAACAUUGAUAUGCACCUUCGAUAUGCUUAUAACAAGGCACUGAAGCAUUGUACUCCUAUGAGGUUGAAGUGAGGGUUGCCAAUCUGAUUUUGGAUAUGUGGUUCGGGUCAACUUCUACCUCAAGUGAGAGGGAUGAUAUGUAUUGCAGCAGUCAUACGAUGACAAAGCACUGAAGAGACCAGUAAACACUGAGGAGAGGGCCUGUCUGUGUAUAGGGUCAACCCAGGGUAUGAAGAGGGAGACAGAGAUCAAUACAGGUCAUUUAUUUAAUGUUGUAGACAUAUGCUGUAUGUUUCUUUAAUACCUAGUCGGCCCAUUGUUUUAUAUGUUGAAAUGUAAGGAGUUUGUAUAUGGCUGUUGUAAUAUAUAUUGUGACUAGAAAGUUAAUAACCGUCCUCUGUCUACUUGCUGUUAAUAAAUCCUACAAUA